GAAACGUGGAAGUAAAUACAUUUGCGAGUUUCUGAAGCUGGUAUUUUUAUUAUUGAUUUUGACUAACCGGUUCCUACCGGUGACCAAUAAGACACGAGGUAUUGACUAUCCACCAAUGUGAUGCGUUGUUUGUGGCUGGAGAGUGUUUGGUGGAAUCGAGUGGAACGGACAGGAACGUCAGUUCAGUACGUUCCAGAGCGUCAGUCCACCUUCAAGCUAGUAAUCGUUGCUCUUCUGUGACGGCUGCUGUUGUCGCUACCGGCUUGUGCGUACAGUUUCUGCCGGCGUUUUCUCCAAGUUUGUAGUUGGGACCUUCAGCAGAAAUGGCGUGGUUACCUUUGGAAUCGAAUCCUGAGGUGAUGAACAAGUAUUUGUACAGCUUGGGAAUGCCAGAAAAGUUUCAACUUGUUGAUGUAUAUGGCUUGGAUCCUGAUCUGCUGGCAACUGUUCCUCAACCAGUCCUAGCUGUUCUCUUGUUGUUCCCCUGCUCUGAUAAAUAUGACGAACACAAAACCAAGCAAGAAGCUGAAAUUGCUAAAAAAGGACAAGUUAUUUCUGACAAGGUGUUCUAUGUAAAGCAGAUUGUUACAAAUGCUUGUGGAACCAUUGCUCUUGUUCAUAGUGUUGCAAAUAACCUUGAGAAAAUAGAGCUCAAAGAUGGUCAUUUGAAACAGUUCUUAGAUACUGCAAAAACUCUUACACCUGAGGAGAGAGGUGAAAUAUUGGAAAAAGCUGAAGGUAUCAUUAAUGCCCAUAAGGAAGUGGCAUUGGAAGGCCAGACAGAGGCCCCUGAACCAAAUGAGCCAGUGAAUUAUCACUUUGUUGCAUUUGUGCAGAAAGAUGGACAUCUUUAUGAACUUGAUGGACGAAAAUCUUUCCCUGUGAAUCAUGGAUCAACUUCAGAAGAUUCUUUUCUCCAGGAUGCUGCAAAGAUCUGCAAGGAGUACAUGGCUCGUGAUCCUGACGAACUUCAUUUCACUGUUGUAGCUUUGACUGCUGCUUAAUUUUAUUCUAGCAUUUCAUUUGAAAUUUGGAAGGUUUAUUUAAGCUUCAAGCCUCACAAUGUGCUUAAGAUGAAUAAAAAAGACAAAAUUAUUUCCUGCUGCAGUUGAGGUUACUAGGCUUUUGAACAUAAAUGUUAGUUCUGCUUUCUUGCUCAACAUUGGUAUUGAUGUUCAUAAUAAAAAUGGGAACAAUUUGUAGACUGAACUUUUUGAGGCUUUUUUUUUAGUGGAGCUGUGCAAAGGGAGGCAAAAUUAAUAAAACAUUGUGAACUGUGAUAAGAUUUUGAUAGUGCAGAAUGGAGGUAGUAAUAUUUUACUCUAACAUGAUUGAGACCAAAGACUUGUGUACAAUGAAAACUGACAGCUGAAAUUCACUUCUGAUUUAGUUUAUGGUAUGUCAGAUACUUCAAGGAUACAGUAAGUUUCCAUAUUGCAUAGCAAUACUCAGGGGUAUAUUUGUAUGUACUUACAUCAUUGGGAAGUAACAUAUCACGAAUGGAAGCCCUUCACGAGAAAAGUUUAAUAGCUUCUUACUGGAUUAUACCAGCAAUAAAAUGACUAGCUUACCAGCUACCCCUUCAUUCCUAAUCUCUGGAAUUGAAACUUUUGAUAUGUAAUAGAGAAGAUAUUUAAGGUUGCUACAAUUCAAAAUUUAACUAAAUUUAAGCAAUUGGAUUAGCAUUGUACCAGUUGCUUAGUUGCCACAUCUUAGUUUAUUUGCCCUAUAAAUAUUCCUGUGUGCCUCAAGUAUAUUAUAAAUUGUGUGAAACUGUAAUGAGCUUCGAUGUGUUCUGUGGAUCUCAUUUCACUUGUGAUUUGUGUGUUCAAUAAAAACAAGGCAGGAUGCCUGUGAUAAGUUCCUUGUGAUAUUUAUAGCAUUAGUUCAUACAUCCUUGUUCCCAAAU
Messenger RNA from Gryllus bimaculatus (two-spotted cricket), 1909 nucleotides. The record is from the annotation of a GenBank genome assembly. Lineage: Eukaryota; Metazoa; Arthropoda; Insecta; Orthoptera; Gryllidae.